Molecule: messenger RNA, 5821 nt
Organism: Coturnix japonica (Japanese quail)
Lineage: Eukaryota; Metazoa; Chordata; Aves; Galliformes; Phasianidae
Gene: FOXM1
Product: forkhead box M1
Biological process (GO): regulation of cell population proliferation; G2/M transition of mitotic cell cycle; regulation of transcription by RNA polymerase II
Cellular component (GO): nucleus
Molecular function (GO): RNA polymerase II transcription regulatory region sequence-specific DNA binding; DNA-binding transcription factor activity
Source: RefSeq, a predicted model, not a curated record
GAGCGCCAAAUUCAAACAGGGAACCGAUGGCGAUGGCGGGGGGUGGAUCCGAGCCGGGCUGCAGGUGGUGAAGCUGGAUCUUCCUUGCGCCUCUUCUGCUCGCCUGGGGAGGGGGACUUGUUCCUCUCAUUUUCAAUGGAGAGUGACUGUACAGAUAAAUAAUGAGGACCAGCCCUUGCAGGCCCUUAAUUCUCAAAAGAAGGAAACUGACCCUUCUACAGAAGGAGGCAUCCAGUACUUCAGGAAGAGAUGAGAACAGCGGUCACGAUGAAAAUGCACCUAAGCAGGAACAUAGCCAGGAGUACCAAAAUGACAGCCAAUGCAAAGACAAAACAGGCUGUGGCCUGCAGAAAUUCCCAGAGGGAAUAAAGAUAAUGAACCAUCCUACCAUGCCCAACACGCAAGUGGUGGCCAUCCCUGCAAAUGCGGAUAUCCAGAGCAUCAUAGAGGCCCUGACAGCAAAAGGAAAAGAAUGUGGCAACAAUGGGCCCAAUAAGUUCAUUCUCAUUAGCACUGGGGGAACUUCUCGUUCAACAGGUUUGGUGCUAUCACAGCACCUUCCCUCAGUGGAGGAACCUGGCACAGUGGCUAGGACUGCAAACAGUCAAGUAAGGGAGAAGAAUACAUCACAGAUACCUGAUCCUGCAGGAGGAUCAAUGGCCUGGCAUUCAGGAACUGAUUCUGCGUUUGCACAGAAGCAGGAGAACAGCAGUGGCGACACAGUGAGCUCUGUGCUGGAUAAUAGUCUCACUAACAUCCAGUGGCUGGGGAAGAUGAGAACUGAAGGACUAACUCCCUGUUCUGUGAAACAAGGCAUGGAGAAGGAGAACCAGAUCCCUCUGCAGGAAAGAAUGAAGACUGAAGAAGAUUCUGCUGCUGUUGCCGUUCCCUCCUCUUCUUCCUCAUGGCAGGAUUCAGUGUCAGAACGACCUCCAUACUCCUACAUGGCUAUGAUCCAGUUUGCCAUCAACAGCACUGAGAGGAGGCGUAUGACUCUGAAAGACAUCUAUACCUGGAUUGAGGAUCAUUUCCCAUAUUUUAAGCAUGUGGCUAAGCCAGGUUGGAAGAAUUCUAUUCGGCAUAACCUGUCCCUCCAUGACAUGUUUGUCCGUGAGACAUCUGCUAACGGUAAAAUCUCAUUCUGGACUAUUCACCCUGAUGCCAACCGUUGCCUAACAUUGGACCAAGUGUUUAAGAUGAUGUCUGUGUUUGGAGGAAAAAAGAAAAGGGUGCUGUGGCUUUUGCUGCUGGAGCUUCUUUGGGAUGCAUUCAUUCUUCAGCCGCUGGACUUGGGGUCAACAUCGUCUGAGCACUCUGAAUCACAGCAAAAGCAACACGUUGCAGAUCCCCAGAAGACCAUGGGAAGCAACAGUAGCAGCAAAACCGAACCCCAGAGUGCACGACGGAAGAUGAAGCCUUUGCUUCCUCGGAUCAACUCCUACCUUGUUCCAAUCCAGUUUCCAAUGAGUCAGCCUCUUAUCUUGCAGCCUUCUUUGAAGGUUCCUCUACCUGCGGCACAGGGAACAUCCCAAAACAGCUCAGAGACCUUCCAGAGCAAUAAACGUGUGCGCAUUGCUCCAAAGAUGUCUCUCUCUUUUGAAGAGUCGUCCUCUUUACCCAUGGCUGCGGUCAAGGAGGCGAGCCAAUGUGAUGAAGGAUUAUUUUCCCCAACACAUUCUCUGAAGGAGACCAACUGUCAGACUGGUGAGGAACCAUCUUUCCCUGAGGCACUCGCUAUUAAGGAGGAGGAAGGCUCACAGCUGGGAGACUGGCUGUCCCCUUUUGCUUCAACCAUAACUGUAAAGGAAGAGUCAGACUUGUUUGUCCCUGUCUCAGCCGCGACAGAGAAGAAAUGUUUCACUGUGCUGAAGUCACCAUCUAAGGGUGUUUCUGACUCACUAGUUAUAAAGAGAUGUGAUAGGCGGGAAAUGAGCAGAUCCAGAAGGAAACAGCGCCUAGCACUGCCUUGCUCAGAAGAGCCUGUCCUUAUCUUUCAGGAGAGCAAUGAAUUUGAUCCUUUACAGUUAGGAGCAGACCUCCCCUUACUGCAGGAAGACCAGCCUCUAGAGAACGUAUCACAGCUGAGAUGCCUCCAGGGUGAAGAGGGACCUUUUAAAACACCAGUCAAAGAGAUGUUCAGCAAAUUGCCAGUUUCUUCGACUCCCUGCAAAGUCCCAGCAACUACUACUACUACCCCCCCGACAGGGGGCCUUGACCCCUGGAAGUCUGCAUUGUCAGCCAAGAGAGGUAAUGAGCUGGAUUUCAGUCCGGUGAGAACCCUUCAGCUGCCAUUCACACCCUUCCAGGAGAACCAGGACUUGCUGGAUUUUAACAGCACCCCCCUUAAAAAUCCUCUCCCUGAGUCCUCUUGGGAACUGCUCAAUACAGAAUCCAAUGACACAGUGCACAGCCCCCUCACGAGCUCUCCAUCUCUUAUUCACAAAUCUGCUAAGCAGUUGCCCCUUGAACUGCCAGCCUCUGGUUUUACUGAAAACCGAUCACUCAUGGAGGGCCUGAUUUUGGACACCAUGAAUGACAGUUUGAGCAAAAUCCUUUUAGAUAUCAGCUUUCCUGGUCUUGAGGAUGAAAACUUAGGAACAGACAUUAGUUGGUCUCAGCUUAUACCUGAAAUGAAGUAAACUGUACAGAAGCCUGAAUUUGGCUUAUUUGGAUUUAAAAGAAAGCACCCUCCUUUUCUGAGAUCUGUUCGUGUAGUCAAAAGCAGAUACUCUUUUUAGACAGUUCUUUCAUUCAUGGGAAUACUGAUUCCUGCUAAGCUGGGAAACAGGCCUGUUGGCUGCUAUGAGCUGCCUUUUUGAGCUGCAAUGGACUAUUUAUCCAUGUCAAAGUAGAACCUCUCUAAUCCGGUGCUAGAGUGGAGAGUCCCUGGAGAGGGGUUAUCAGGAAAGCAUCUAGAUAGGCCCUGAACAGCUCUGGCUAAUCGAGGCAUUAAAGAAAUGGGUACACUCCUCAACCAUGUCCAAUAGGAAAGGCUCUGAGCACUUCCUCCUUCUCUGGCCUUACUUUCUUUUACUUUGUUCUCAUCUUAUUUAGCCUCUUCUGUUUAGGUUUAAUGGCUUCAAGCCCCUUACAUUCCUUAAAUUACUAGCUCUUUAUUAUAACGGUAACUUUAUUCUUGUAGAGUUAUUAGGGGAAUAUUUGAGUUGGUAAAAGGAUUUAGCUUAGCAUCCGUAUGUUCUGCUUGCCCUGUAUUCAUCUAGAUGAGAUCCCCAAACACCAUUUUCUUUUUAUCCAAAAACACAUUGGCCUUGAAAGUUGCCCAAACAUAAAUCUGAAAAAAUCAUCUAUAUAUGAUUGAGUGGCUAGUCAAGCUAAACAGAAAUUAUUAACUGGAUUGCAGCAUAAAAUCUUGGUUCAGUUUUCCUUCUCAGCUCUUCUUUCCUUCCUAGGCUGGAAUGGAGAAGACCUGUAACUCUUUUGGUUCCGUAGUCCUAUUAAUAUGUGUGUAGAGGUCUUGGUAUAGCCACAUAUUUCUAAGAAAUACUCCAUACACGGGUGCUGCUUUGUGAGAAAGGGCUGUUCAUAAAAUAGUUUCAGUAGCAGGCCAAGCAACCACAGCCACGAUCUGGGCAAACUUCUUUUAAUGUGUCAGUAUUUACAAGACAUCAAUAGAAACACCUUGCCUCAGAAGUUUCCUCAAAUCUUAGUGAUCAUUCUUGGUACUGUGCCCAUGACAGCCCCUGCAAGUCUCUUGCUGCCUGACGUCAAUGAGUUGUCCCGAGAUUUUUCUCUUACCUUAGACAACGUAACUUCUUGAAAUCUUUGUCCUACCUGAAGCACUGAGGGUAGGAAUGAAACCUUUUUAAGCAGUCACAGAGUAUGAAAAUAUAUAAGAAAUCAAAAAGGAACAGAGAGGCCAAGCAUGUACUUCAGGCUUUUCACCCACUGCUGUAUCACAAGAAGCUCCACUAGAGAUGCUGAGGUAAAGUGUGUUAAGUUGAAUCCUCUGUUUUGGAGUUCAGGAUAUACCUAAUGUGAGUCUGAUGCUCUCAGGUCCCAUGCUGGCCAGCAUCCCCUGGUUAAUCACCACCACCUUUGCUCAGUUCCAUCAAAAUUCAUUCUUCGUUAAUCUGUGUAGCUUACUGAAGUAAUAUUGAUACAGCAACCACAGUAGUGAUGACAUACAGUAUUAUAUAGCAAUUGGCAAAUGAAGGCAUCUCCUAAACUGAUGCCUUCUAUUUUAUUAUGCUGGCCCAUGAUGUCUGAGGCAGAUGUUGGUGGUGUGGCAGUAGAGGCUGAACCUUCCCACUAAUACUCCAUUCCAUGUUGUUGCUGUGCGGCAGAUGGCAGCUUAGGGGCAGAAUGGCGUCAGAUGUGUGAGUGCGUAUGAAGCAAAGAUGUGGAAUUGAAUUCCUCCGUGCAGAAGAAAUGGCAUCAGUUGACAUUGGUCGCUUCCUGAGUGUUUAUAAAUAACAAGCAGUGCAUGGUAGCGCAGUGAAGCGGUGGAUGGUGCGUUUCAGUGGUGAUAGUGGCAGCGGGUCAUCUCAGCAGGUGCUGAUUUCUCACAAGUGCAGCGCUCUCGUUUGUGGCUGGCAAAGCUGCACAGCUAAUGGUAGUGACUGCACUGCAAAUACUGUUUGGUAGUUCUGUCACAUCCUGGGCUCUUUGUGUCUGUUGUAUUUUCCAUGGAAAUAAAUAGGAGGCGUUACUCUUUAACUCUCAGUGCACUGCAUGAUGUUAUGAUGUGGAAUACCGAUAACAAAACAUCAUAGAACCAUGAUGUAGGAGCUAUGAUAUACCCAGUCAGUGCCGUGCUCUUUGGCCCAGGUGCCAUGAGUCUUUUUCAUAAAGGAGUCCAGUUGUCUAAGUUAGUUCUUUCUUGGGUGCCUUUAGCAGUCCAGAUCUUCCUGAACCACGUCAGUUUUGGUAGCCUGGUUCACCUGCUGUAUAUUUUCAUGUUCAGUGGCCUAACUUGGAUACAUGAGCAUCUGCUUGACAUGCUUUUACAACCAAGCUUUCUAUUCCUUUCUGUGCAUGCAGCAACAUUGGAAGGCCAUCUGAAUGGCUUUCACCUCUGAACACUGGCUUGAUUCACUUUCUCUUUCAGCAGUUUCCUGAGACAUGCAAGAAAACCAAGACACUGUAUCUCUGAGAGUAAUGUUCAAACGCUUCAUGAACUUCCUUCAGUCGUCUUUUCUCUAGGCUGAACAAAGUGACCUCAGCCACUGCUCACAUAUCUUGCUUUCUAGACCCUUCUCUAUCUUCAUAGCUUUCCUUUGGAUUCUCUCCAAUGUUUUUAUGUCCUUCUUAUAUGGUGUUGCUCACAACUGAACACAGAGCUCAAGGUGAGGCCAUACCUGCACAAAGGGGGACAGUCCUCUCUAGAGUAGCUGUUGCUGCCCUUAUCUAGCUAGCAAUGCUGUUCCUGAUGCACUCCAGGUAAGGAUGGCCCUUUUGGCUGUCAGUGCAUACUGUUGACUCAGAUUCAACUUGCUGUCACCCACAGAUCCCUUUACACAGGGCUGCUCUCCAGCCCUUUGUCCACUCAUCUAUAUUAAUAUAUAUCUACUGUUGCACCAUUCCAAGUUCAGAGUUGCAAGAUUAAGAGCACUUGACAAUGGGCUAGUAACAGACAUUGUAUGCAAGUAUAACAGAGCUGUGGAAGUGUAAUGAGACAACAGUGGUAGAAGACUGUGAGCCUCAGAUGCUCAACCAACGGGUGCCAGGAGAGGCUUUACACGCGUCAGACCCAGGAUGUAUAAUGGAAUGGAUUUCACUGACUAGUUGUGCAAUUUCUGGCUUGUCAGUAGGGGGUGCGCGCCCAUCAUUGCAAUAAUGAAUAAACUGCUCUUCACAGAGA